GACUGGAGUUAUUAGCGGCCACGUGGAUAAGCACAUCAGGUUCUGGGAUACGCGCUCGGGUGAGUGCACGAAUGAGCUCAGCGGUGUACACACGGGGCAAAUCACAUCUCUGGACAUGGCUGAAGAUCGCAAUACCCUACUGACGCAAUCGAGAGACAACACACUCAAGUUGAUCGACUUACGAAUGUCCCAGGUUGUAGCUACGAUGUGGUAUGUGGAGAGGUGGUCGUAUGACUUGUGGACAAAUAUAGCGCACUUCGCAUACAGGCUUGUAGUCAAGCGCACCACCACACUUAUAGAGUCCAACUAUUUUGAUUAUGUUCUAGGUGUGCGCCCCAUGUG
Sphaeroforma arctica JP610 is the source of this 342-nucleotide messenger RNA. RefSeq lists its product as hypothetical. Lineage: Eukaryota; Ichthyosporea; Ichthyophonida. Gene Ontology annotation, biological process: autophagosome assembly. Gene Ontology annotation, cellular component: autophagosome membrane. The record is from RefSeq and is a predicted model, not a curated record. The transcript is spliced from 2 exons. Gene Ontology annotation, molecular function: protein binding. The annotation marks the transcript as partial.